AUGGCCGCUCCCCUCAGCACCGCCGCCAUCCUGGGCGGCAUGGCCGACGCCCUCCCUACACAUCCCGCCGGCGACGACUCGUCCGACCUAGCUUCGUCGUACGAAGCUAUCGCCCUGCUCAUCCAUGCCUAUAUGGCAGCACUAGGUUUCAAGCUUCAGGGCUUCGACGAAGACAAGAAACUCGCCGAAUGCCAGUCCCUCGCUCCGCGCCUCCCGCCCCAAUGGAACACGGGCUUUGGGUCCUUGAGCUUCGUAUACUCCCACAAGCAAUCAGCCAUGACCUUUGUCAUCCGCGUGGAUCGCAUGGGCGGCAAGGUCGAAGUCCGCGGUCUCGCCGUCGGCGACGAGAGGAUCCACCGCUUCGAGCGGACGGUGCGCGAUGUCGUGCAGUCUAGUGGCCUGCCUAUUCGCAUCACCAUGAAUGGCGAGCGCGAGGACCGCAGCGAUCUAGCUACCAAGCUCCGGGGCGUGUUCGUCUCGGAGGAAGCCAUCGCCAAUAUCCUCCACGACCUCAAGGUCAACAUUAUCCAGAAGCUCAUUCCCAAGCUCCAAAGCGAAGGCUACGUCGAGACCGCCGAAGCCGAAGCCACCGCCCGCUCCGAGCGCCGCGCCCAAGAAGCCCAGGACCCCAACCGGCCCUUCCGCGGACCCGACCCGGACGCCAAUAUCCCGGCGCCAGCCAUAAACCCGCUCCCGGACAUGGCGCGCCCCCGGCCCCACCCCGUCGCCGACUUCCCGCCUCCCGGCUUCGAGGACGAGUACGAGAUGAACCGCCCGCCACGCGGCAUCGUCAUGCCCGGCCGCUCGCCCUUCAACAUAGGCCACGACGACCUGAACCCGCCAGGCCUGGGCCCCCACGAUCCCCUCCGCGGCUCCUUCACUGGCGGCGGCCUUCCGCGUCCCGGUGGCGGAUCUGGCAUGCAUCCGACCUUUGAUGAUCCCCUGUUUGGUGGCCCCGGUGCUGGUUCCGGUGGCUACGGCUACGACCCCCAAGCGCCUCCUGGUGCACGUUGGGAUCCUCUCGGCCCUGGCGGCGGCCCUCGUUUUCCCGGCCCGGGAGGCGGUAGGGGCAAUAACCCCUUUGGAGGAUUUGGGGGAGGAGACAUUAUCUAA
This is a messenger RNA of Ilyonectria robusta, 1113 nucleotides long. RefSeq names its product PI31 proteasome regulator N-terminal-domain-containing protein. Gene Ontology annotation, biological process: proteasome-mediated ubiquitin-dependent protein catabolic process. Gene Ontology annotation, molecular function: endopeptidase inhibitor activity; proteasome binding. Lineage: Eukaryota; Fungi; Ascomycota; Sordariomycetes; Hypocreales; Nectriaceae. The transcript has 3 exons. The record is from RefSeq and is a predicted model, not a curated record. Bases 1 to 1113 code for a protein of 370 amino acids.